GUCAUAUCUCAAGGGGAUCUGCCGACAACGAACGUGCACCGUAGUGUGCGUUUCGCAACGACCAACAACUCCCUACACAUUCUGAGCACCUACAUAUUAUUGCAUAACGUCAAUCAAUACCGUCAACAUGUCGAAGGUGAUGCGAAGUGUCAAGAAUGUGACCAAGGGUUACUCCAGCGUCCAGGUCAAGGUGCGCGAAGCGACAAGUAAUGACCCAUGGGGCCCCACGGGAACUCAGAUGAGCGAGAUUGCUCAGCUGACAUACAAUUCAUCAACCGAGUUUUAUGACAUCGUCGAUAUGAUCGACAAGCGCCUCAACGACAAGGGCAAAAACUGGCGACACGUCCUGAAGGCAUUGAAGGUUCUCGACUACUGUCUGCACGAAGGCUCCGAACUGGUCGUGACGUGGGCCCGCAAGAACGUCUACAUCAUCAAGACCCUGCGCGAGUUCCAAUACGUCGACGAGGAUGGCCGAGACGUCGGACAGAAUGUGCGCGUGGCCGCGAAAGAACUGAGUGCUCUGUUACUUGACGAGGAACGACUACGGACAGAGAGAAGCGAUCGCAAGACGUGGAAGUCCCGGGUCACCGGCAUCGAGGAAUUUGCACCCGAAGGCAGCGUCCCACCACCCUCCCAGAGACGUCCUCGCAGACAAAUGAGCGAUGAAGACGAUACUGAGUACAAGUUGGCGCUCGAGGCAAGCAGAUACCAAGAAGAGGAAGACAGAAGGAGACGGGAGGAGGGUCGCACCAGCACCAACGACAAUGACGAUGACUUGGCCAAGGCCAUCAAGCUCAGCAAAGAAGAGGAUGAGCGGAGAAAGCGGGAAUUGGAAGAGAGCAACGCUCAGUCUCUGUUCGACGAUGACCCUUUCCCGUCCACGAGCCAGCAGCCUCAGCCUACCGGGUUCAAUAUGGGAUACCAACAGGGCAAUAAUGUUGACUGGUUUGGUAAUCCCACACAGAACCCCGUGGCAACGCAGCCGACCGGAUACAAUUUCAACAAUGCGCCAAACCAACAGUAUACUGGCUUCCAGAACACAGGAUAUCAAAAUGGUUUCGGUGUACAGCAGACAGGCAUGUACGACCCCUACGGUCAGCAGCAACAGCAACAGCAACAGCAGCCCCAGCAGCCCCAGCAACAGCAAUUCAUGCCCCAGCCCACCGGCUUCAACAACCCUUACGCGCAACAAUCACAGUUCCAAGCGCAGCCCACAGCUUCGCCAUCUGAACCUGUCGCCCAGUCCGGCAGUAACAACCCCUUUGGCCGUGCUCAGAGCACGUCUCCAGCUCCUAUCAUGUCCAUGAAGACGGGCUCCAACAACCCCUUCGCCUCAGGUUUCGGACAGCCUCCACCGGCCCAACGAGCGCCUGCCAUGCCGAGCAUGCCCACCCUGAACCAACUUCAACCAAUCCCCGAGCCCAAGUCUCUUCAGACAUUCACACCGCCUCCUCAGCCCACCUUCCAGCAACCACAGCAGAUCGCACAGCCACAGAGAGAGCUUACGGAACACGAGGCCAAACUCAACCAGCUUCUCGCUGGAGGCGAAGGAUUGGAUACGUUUGGCAACACUGGCAACCUGCGUAUCCCGGCUCAACAUACCGCACCGGGUACCUUCGUGAACUCUGCUGGCUCAGGUCUCAAUAGACUAACGGCCGAGGCAACCGGAAACAACCCAUUCCUCCGGCAGCAAUUCACCGGUAUGCCUCAAGCCACCUAUCAACAACAACAAAUGCCGGCGGCUACUGGCCCGGCUAAUAUGGGCAUGAAUGGAUAUGGCGGCCAGCAGAGUGCCAAUCCGUUCGCAAGGCAGCAACAAACCAACCAGCAGCAGGGGCAGGAUCUGAUUCAGUUUUAAACCGCGAAAGCGUGACAUAUUUCUACUUUUUGUUGGCGAAUCAUUCACCGAUAGGCUAGGCUUUGGGUGGCUCCGCUUGCUUGUGGAUGAACGUUUGUGUU
This is a messenger RNA of Truncatella angustata, 1959 nucleotides long. RefSeq lists its product as uncharacterized. Gene Ontology annotation, cellular component: endosome; clathrin vesicle coat; plasma membrane. The record is from RefSeq and is a predicted model, not a curated record. Bases 128 to 1858 code for a protein of 576 amino acids. Gene Ontology annotation, biological process: endocytosis; actin filament organization. Lineage: Eukaryota; Fungi; Ascomycota; Sordariomycetes; Amphisphaeriales; Sporocadaceae. The transcript has 4 exons. Gene Ontology annotation, molecular function: phospholipid binding; clathrin binding.